AUGGAAACAGUUUCAAACAAAUUUCAGAUACAAUUAUACAAAAGAAACAAGAAGGGAAAACCUUGUCAAUGUAGUAAAUGUGGGAAAACCUUCAGAGACCACACUAUACUUGUUCAACAUCAAAAAACUCAUACUGGAGAGUGGUCCUAUAAAUGAGAAUGUGGAAAAGGAUUUAACAAGAGUUCCCACCUGGCAAACCAUCAGAAGACUCAUACUGGAGAAAAAAACUACAAAUGUAAUGAUUGUGGGAAGGCCUUCCAUUAUUAUUCAGUCCUUAACCAACAUCAGAGAAUUCAUAGUGGAGAGAAACCUUAUGAGUGCACUGAAUGUGGCAAGACAUUUGGUCGUACUACAUAUCUUACUCAGCAUCAAAGAAUUCACAGUGGUGAGAAACCCUAUAAAUGCCUUGAAUGUGGAAAGGCAUUUAGCCAGAACACACAUCUUACUCUACAUCAGAGAAUUCAUACUGGAGAAAGACCUUGUGAAUGCGAUAAAUGUGGUAAAGCCUUCAAUCAGACCCUUGUACAACAUCAAAGAACUCACACUGCAGAGAAGCCCUAUGAGUCUAAUGAAUGUGGGAAAGCCUUUGGUAACUACUCAGCUCUUAUUCAACAUUAAAGAAUUCAUACUGGAGAAAAGCCCUAUAAAUGCAAAGAAUGUGAGAAAACAUUCAGCCAGAGUUCAUUCCUUACACAACAUAUGAGACUUCAUACUGGAGAAAAGCCCUACAAAAGUAAUGAAUGUGGGAAAGCUUUUAGUGAUUACUCAGGGCAUAUUAAGUAUAAGAGAACUCACACUGGAGAGAAGCCCUAUGAAUGUAAUGACUGUGGGAAAACUUUCAGUUUCUGUUCAGCCCUUGUUCAACAUAAGAUAAUUUAUACUGGAGAGAAGCCCUAUAACUGUAAUGACUGUGGAACAGCCUUUUGUGAUCACUCAGUACUUAUUCAUCAUCAGAGAACUCACACUGGAGAGAGACCCUAUAAAUGUGGAAAAGCAUUCAAUGAAUGUGGAAAAGCUUUUAGUUACUGCUCAGGCCUUAUUCAACAUCAGAUCAUUUAUACUGGUGAGAAACCUUAUGAAUGCAGUAAAUGUGGCAAAGCCUUCAGCUGGAGGACAGAUCUUAGUAAACAUCAUAAAACUCAUACUGAAGAGAAACCCUAUAAAUGGUCAAUGGAAUAUGAAAUAUUAAAUACAAAUAAAUAUGAAGAUUUAUUUCAGAUAUCUAUUAAAUUGGUAAUGGCAGGAAAAAGCACUUGA
Messenger RNA from Orycteropus afer afer, 1257 nucleotides. NCBI's taxonomy places the organism in Eukaryota, Metazoa, Chordata, Mammalia, Tubulidentata, Orycteropodidae. The record is from RefSeq and is a predicted model, not a curated record.